AUGGCCGGGCCCGACGCACAGUCCGCCACUGAAACCUCUGGGAAUCUUCCCGACCACCCGACUUACCGUAAGAUCUCGCCUCACUUUCCCUUCCUCGAGCUCCCGCCAGAAAUCAGGGUCAUCAUCUAUGAAUACCUACUGGUGUUUCCGGACAACGAAAACGGUGGCUUAAGGAUCGAGCUCCAUCCGGAUACCGAAGCUUCUGAGCGCAGCUGUCGAGCCGCCAGUGACAGCAGUGUCGUCCGCAAUCGGGCGCUCAACAUCUUACUGGUUAGCAAAGCCGUCUUUUCAGAAGCCGGUAAGGUCUUCUAUUCUGACUGCAAUUUCAACUUCGACGACAAGCCCGACAAUCCCGAUGGAAAGUUCGAGUCCAUCCUCAUCUGCCAGGCAUUCCUGACUGCUCGCUCGUCGUUUACGCUGAAAUACAUCACAUCCGUCGCGUUCACCAUCCACCUGGACUGGAUGGCAGAUAAAAACCCGAACGCAAAGGUCCUAGGUUCCCUCGUCAACACCCUAAACACCGACCUACCUGCAUUUGAACAGCUUGGUCUCACACUCUAUGGCUCAUGUCCAGAGACCCGCCGCACGCCCUGGAAUUGGUACCCGCCAAAUGAUAAACAUGACCAUCCGCAGAAGUGGUUUGGGGUGCUUCUCGAACUUCGAAAGGUCAAGUACUUGUUAAUCAAUUACAAGGACUUCGAGCCCUAUGAUCUAUAUCCCUAUGACGACGAGGAUUUGGAGUUUGCCAAAGAACGUAUCGGCCGCUCAGUGGCUUUCGUAAGUUUUUUACGGGCUCAUCUUCUCAAGAACGCCGGCGAACUUGGAACACGGAAUAUCCUUGUUUACAGCCGCCACAUUGCGACGUUCACGCAGGAACGUUGGAAGAGGAAAAUGGAUCGCAUAAGCAUAAUCAUAUGCUAUGAUGAUGAAAACGGGAAAUCGAUUCAGGAAAAGUCGGCGAUGCGUCCAUCACCACUGCAUAUCGGUGUCCUUGAGAAAUGCGUCAAAGAAGGGAAGGAUCCAAAGGAGUUCGAAGAAGAAUUGCGGGUCAAUAUAGUGGCUAACGACGACGACUUGGGAUACUCGAUAUUCUCUCGAAACUUGUUUCUCGAAGGGGCUCUUGAGCUAGGCAUGUCUGACACAGAGGACUGGGACGUGAGUGACGGUGGGGACAACGACAGUCUGAAGGAUGUCGACCUUGGGAGCUUUGACUGCACUUUCAUCACGGAUGAGGAGUUCUUCAAGACCUACCAUCAGCUUCCCGGUUGA
Lasiodiplodia theobromae is the source of this 1269-nucleotide messenger RNA. RefSeq lists its product as uncharacterized. The record is from RefSeq and is a predicted model, not a curated record. The transcript has a single exon. Lineage: Eukaryota; Fungi; Ascomycota; Dothideomycetes; Botryosphaeriales; Botryosphaeriaceae. Bases 1 to 1269 code for a protein of 422 amino acids.